AUGGGUAAGCUCUGCUCUGCUCGUUCUGCUCUAUCUCCUCUGCCACCCCCGCUCUCUCACCGACCUCUCGAACCCGCGGCGUCUCCCAACGCAACGUGUCGGGCAACACCUGAGGAACCGGGACAUUCGGGUAUGUGCAAAGCCGGUUUCGCCGGUGAUGACGCUCCCCGAGCUGUUUUCCCUUCCAUUGUCGGUCGUCCCCGUCACCAUGGUAUCAUGAUUGGUAUGGGUCAGAAGGACUCUUACGUCGGUGAUGAGGCUCAGUCCAAGCGUGGUAUCCUCACCCUGAGAUACCCCAUCGAGCACGGUGUUGUCACCAACUGGGACGACAUGGAGAAGAUCUGGCACCACACCUUCUACAACGAGCUGCGUGUUGCCCCUGAGGAGCACCCCGUCCUGCUCACUGAGGCCCCCAUCAACCCCAAGUCCAACCGUGAGAAGAUGACCCAGAUUGUCUUCGAGACCUUCAACGCCCCCGCUUUCUACGUCUCUAUCCAGGCUGUCCUGUCGCUGUAUGCCUCCGGUCGUACCACCGGUAUCGUCCUCGACUCCGGUGAUGGUGUCACUCACGUUGUCCCCAUCUACGAGGGUUUCGCUCUUCCUCACGCCAUUGCUCGUGUCGACAUGGCUGGCCGUGACCUCACUGAUUACCUGAUGAAGAUCUUGGCUGAGCGUGGCUACGCCUUCUCUACCACUGCCGAGCGUGAAAUCGUCCGUGACAUCAAGGAGAAGCUUUGCUACGUCGCCCUCGACUUCGAGCAGGAGAUUCAGACUGCUUCCCAGAGCUCCAGCCUCGAGAAGUCUUACGAGCUUCCCGACGGUCAGGUCAUCACCAUUGGUAACGAGCGAUUCCGUGCCCCCGAGGCUCUGUUCCAGCCUUCCGUCCUUGGUCUCGAAUCUGGCGGUAUCCACGUCACCACCUUCAACUCCGUCAUGAAGUGCGACGUCGAUGUCCGAAAGGAUCUGUACGGCAACAUUGUUAUGUCUGGUGGUACCACCAUGUACCCUGGUCUCUCCGACCGUAUGCAGAAGGAGAUCACUGCUCUUGCUCCUUCUUCCAUGAAGGUCAAGAUCAUUGCUCCUCCCGAGCGAAAGUACUCUGUCUGGAUCGGUGGUUCUAUUCUGGCUUCUCUUUCUACUUUCCAGCAAAUGUGGAUCUCCAAGCAGGAGUACGACGAGAGCGGUCCCUCGAUUGUGCACCGCAAGUGCUUCUAA
Molecule: messenger RNA, 1215 nt
Organism: Pochonia chlamydosporia 170
Lineage: Eukaryota; Fungi; Ascomycota; Sordariomycetes; Hypocreales; Clavicipitaceae
Product: actin
Exons: 5
Coding region: 1-1215 (404 amino acids)
Source: RefSeq, a predicted model, not a curated record